Messenger RNA from Leptidea sinapis, 873 nucleotides. RefSeq names its product chymotrypsin-1-like. The transcript is spliced from 5 exons. Gene Ontology annotation, molecular function: serine-type endopeptidase activity. The record is from RefSeq and is a predicted model, not a curated record. NCBI's taxonomy places the organism in Eukaryota, Metazoa, Arthropoda, Insecta, Lepidoptera, Pieridae. The coding region runs from base 22 to 852 and encodes 276 amino acids. Gene Ontology annotation, biological process: proteolysis.
UCGAUUUCAUUGACGUCGAACAUGUAUUUGAAAGUUGUUUUUUUUGUUGCGAUCUGUGCCGGGGCUUUAGCAAUCCCGGCGCAAGAUGACAUGUCCAUAUUCUUCGAACACACACAGCCCGACGCUCGCAUUGUGGGUGGCACCACAGCAGGCCCGGUUCCGUGGAUGGUGGCGCUCACCAACGGGUUGCUGGUGAGACAGUUCAUCUGUGGCGCUUCCGUCGUCACCAACAGACACCUGCUCACCGCUGCACACUGCAUCAGCGCUGUUUUUAGCGUAGGAUCUUUGAGCAGCUCUCUUCGGGCUACUGUGGGCACAAACCGGUGGAACACAGGCGGAACACACUACAACCUGGAAAGGAACAUCACCCACCCAAACUACGUGGCAAGCGUGAUCAAGAACGACCUCGGCUUCCUCGUCACCAGAACCAACAUCGUGUUCAACAAUGUUGUUGAGCCGGCAGUCCUAAACUACGAUUUCGCCAACGCUGGAGUUCGGACUAGAGUCAACGGCUGGGGCAGAACCAGAGCUGGUGGCUCGCUAUCUGCAGUGCUGCUUGAACUGGAAGCUACCAUAGUCGACGGUAAUUUCUGCGCAUCCGAGGUCCAGCGCCUGGCGCAGCAGUUGAACGUCAGAGGCGUCCCCCCCGUCGAGCCCCACAUCGAGAUCUGCACCUUCCACUCUCUCAACCAUGGAACCUGCAAUGGUGACUCUGGUAGCGCUCUGGUUCGCGCGGGCACUAAUCAACAAGUUGGAGUGGUUUCGUGGGGCCUCCCAUGCGCUCGCGGGGCCCCCGAUAUGUUCGUGAGGGUUAGCGCGUUCCGGGCCUGGAUCGAAUCUGUUAUUCGUUAAUAAAAGGCUGUGAUACUGUGA